CUCUUCAUAACCAUCGUUCGCAAACUACGGUUCAAUAUAAAAAAGGGCAGAAGAGCAGGAUAGGCUACUUUAGAUUCAUUCAGAAGAGGAAAUAAUAGAAUAGGGCAUAGGCACCAUUACAAUGUCAAUGAAUCAGAAGCAGCAGCAAGCAAAGGGCAACAAGACAGCUGCUGUGCAUACAGGAGGCAUACGCACUGAGGCUAAAAAGACAAGGACCGUUUACAAAAAUGUACUCGAUACGCCAUUUAGCAUCCCAUGGCCAGAAGUAACAACGGAAAACAACGCGAUUGUUUUGGAUGUUCUUUGUGAUCUGAUGAAGACUAUCCGCGAAUACCAUGAUAUUCAACGCAGAAAGAGUUCAUCAUCAUCAGUAAACAAAGAGAGUAAAAAGAAAAAAAAAAGCAAAUUGUCAACCAAAAUACCUUCAGAUGACAAUGACACUGGUAUAUCAUUAAAACCAAAUCCAGCUUUGGCAACCACAGAUCAUGAUCCAUGUACAGGUACCUCCCUUCCUACUACUUCCGCCAGCACAUCAGCGGAGCCAUCACUAGCACAACUAGCGCCACCUGCUAUCUUGGAAUGGACUAUCAUUGGCAUCAACGCAGUGACAAGGACACUAGAACGAUCUAUUCAGGACUCGAAAGGUUAUCUACCACCGAGUGCAGUCUUUAUUUGCAAAGGCGAUCUUGUUCCUGCUCACCUUUACACCCAUUUAGGGCCAUUAGUUGCCAUGCUUCCAGGCGUGAGGGUAUUCCCAUUCCUGAAGGGCUCGGAGAAGAGGUUGAGUGAAGCAUUAGGUAUGGCAGCAGUUGGUGCAUUGGCCAUCCGAGCACCAGCAGGAUCUAAAGAUGUGGAGGAUUUGCUGAUGAUUCUAGAAAGAAUGGUAGACCCUAUAUCAGUGCCAUGGUUACCCAAGAUCCCAAUCCGAUCAACUGCUACCUCAGCACUUAAAAAGGCUGUUCCCUCCUCAUCCUCAGCAAUUACAUCAGCAACGACAUUAGCAACAGCAUCAGCAUCAGCAUCAGCAUCAACAGUCAGUACAAAAGUACGAGCGGAGGAUAGUACGACGAAAAACGAGUUGGUAUUUAUUUCAACAAACAUCAAGUCCUUGAAGACAACCAUGCCUAUUGUAGUCAAAACACCAAAGCCUGCUGCCUCCAAUAACGGCAAUGAGAGUGGCAAGGACAAAAAUCAAAAAGGACAGAGACAGAAGCAGAAUCAGCAAGAGCCCUCAUCAUCGCAGCAGAAGAACCAACCACCAAGAAACAUGAAGCAUCCGAGGGAUAGUAUAGAACAUAGUCGUGGGAAGGGGGUGCAGGAGGCGGGAUCAAGUCUGGUUGCGUUUGAGGUCCGAUGCCAUAAGCAUCUAGAUGAGGCUUGGUCUACCCAUCUAUGCCCCUAGACGUGUACCCUGGACUGGGGUGAUUGACAUCCUCUCAUUUUUUUGUUCUUGCGAAUUGUACUACCACAAGAACAUCAAAAACAUAUUCACCCCUAUUCCUACAUUUCUUACUACUACUUCUCGAAUGUCGACUCGUAUGAAUCAAAUGCCAUUGAAUGAAGAACCAAAUGACAUUGUUGAAUCACAGCAGUCUCAUUCCUUGCCAAGAGACAAUGCUGGUGCUGGUAAUGGAGGAGAGAAAUUUUCUCUUUUGAAUCAGUUCCGGUUGUUUGGACAGCUUAACUUUAUGUCUAAUUCGUCAACUAAAUGUACGUUUAAUGUACGUUUUAUUUCCAAUCAAAUUUGCUAGUCCUCAGAGGAUUCUUUGAAUUGUCUGGUGGCGCGAUAUGCUUCAAACUUGCAUCAAAUGAAUCAACUGCG
Lobosporangium transversale is the source of this 1822-nucleotide messenger RNA. RefSeq lists its product as hypothetical. Bases 122 to 1402 code for a protein of 426 amino acids. Gene Ontology annotation, molecular function: ribonuclease MRP activity. The record is from RefSeq and is a predicted model, not a curated record. Gene Ontology annotation, biological process: rRNA processing; intronic box C/D snoRNA processing; nuclear-transcribed mRNA catabolic process, RNase MRP-dependent. The transcript is spliced from 4 exons. Gene Ontology annotation, cellular component: ribonuclease MRP complex; cytosol; nucleolar ribonuclease P complex. Lineage: Eukaryota; Fungi; Mortierellomycota; Mortierellomycetes; Mortierellales; Mortierellaceae.